AGUUGAUUGAUAAAAAUAAAACAUGGGUGGAUGAUAAAAAUGCCACAGACCCUAGUUAUUUUGAAAACCUUGCAAAAGGUCAAAAACCAAAAUUUAUUUGGAUAGGUUGCUCUGACAGCAGAUUUUCUCCGGAAUUAAUAACAAAAUCAGACCUUGGAGAAAUUUUCGUUCUUAGAAAUAUUGCUAAUCAAUUUAAUACUACCGACUUGAAUGCAUUGUCAGUAUUAAAAUAUGCAAUAGAGUACCUAGAAGUCAGACAAAUAAUUGUUUGUGGUCAUUACAAAUGCGGUGGUAUUAAUGCGUCGAUUAAUAACUGUGGUCAUGGUGUCAUUGAUCAUUGGCUACAAAGUAUCAAUGAAAUUUACUUAUCUAACAAGCUUCAACUAGAUGAUAAAUCAGAAAAAGAACGCGAGAACCUUUUAUCUGAACUUAACAUCAAAAAACAAGUUCAAAAUAUUUCUACAACAAGCAUUGUUCAAGAUGCAUGGAAUAAAGAUUUUGCAGAUACCGGGAACGGA
Messenger RNA from Cetraspora pellucida, 518 nucleotides. The record is from the annotation of a GenBank genome assembly. NCBI's taxonomy places the organism in Eukaryota, Fungi, Glomeromycota, Glomeromycetes, Diversisporales, Gigasporaceae.